Messenger RNA from Chelmon rostratus (copperband butterflyfish), 2805 nucleotides. Its product is annotated as homeobox protein Meis1. The record is from RefSeq and is a predicted model, not a curated record. The coding region runs from base 688 to 1854 and encodes 388 amino acids. Lineage: Eukaryota; Metazoa; Chordata; Actinopteri; Chaetodontiformes; Chaetodontidae. Gene Ontology annotation, biological process: eye development; positive regulation of cell population proliferation; positive regulation of transcription by RNA polymerase II. Gene Ontology annotation, molecular function: DNA-binding transcription activator activity, RNA polymerase II-specific; RNA polymerase II cis-regulatory region sequence-specific DNA binding. The transcript is spliced from 13 exons.
CCGCUCCUCCUCAGCUCAACACACACAUCCAUUGUACACAAACGGGCAGGCGGCUCAUGCAUACACACGCACUCACACACAUACAGACACAUGCACACACACACGUAUGCGCACACACGCUCAGCAUCGAUCGUGGCUCCUUUAAGAAAGCCUAAGCCAGAAUUAUCACCCCACCUCCUCUUGAUCUCCUGUAGACGCUUUUGCAUAAGAAAAUCAAGCCGGGAGCCGAGAGUGAUCAAAGAAAACGAGAGGAGAGCUGCUUCAUUUUUUAACUGUGAUUGUGACCAUUAACAUUUAGGUGGUGCCGAUCCCGUGGAGACGCGCGUCGGACCAUCAUUCAUCCGGUACUUUUGACAAGCCCUCGCGUUUUGACUGACAGGCGGAGUGGCAAAAAGCCAUGAGAGUCGCCAGUUUUGUUUGAGGGGCUAUUUUAUUUUCAUCCUGGUUUUGGAAAAGGAGCCUGGCGCCGCUGCCCCGAGGAUAGCCGAGGACCUAUUCGCCGCGCCUGGGCUAAACUUGCGCAGAAAGCGGGGGCUGGCUUCACCGUUCCGUGGAAAAAAAGGCAUACGGGAUUUUGGCUGAAACAUCCUCCCAUUUAUUUGGAUUUUCUUUCUUCAUUUCGUCUCCACCCUGGCCUCAGAGGGGAUUUAUCUAAACUGAAAGGACGACCAGGGAGUCAGGAGGGUUAUGGCGCAACGGUACGAAGACUUGCCCCACUACGGGAUGGACGGGGUGGGCAUCCCGACCACCAUGUACGGAGACCCGCACGGCGCCCGGUCCAUGCAGGCGGUGCACCUCAACCACGGGCCCCAGCUGCACUCCCACCAGUACCCGCACACCGCCCACACCAACACCAUGCCUCCCAGCAUGGGCUCCUCUGUUAACGACGCUCUCAAGAGAGAUAAAGACGCUAUCUACGGGCACCCCCUGUUCCCCUUGCUUGCACUGAUUUUUGAGAAAUGUGAAUUAGCGACUUGCACCCCCAGAGAGCCCGGGGUGGCGGGAGGAGACGUCUGUUCAUCGGAAUCUUUCAAUGAAGACAUAGCAGUGUUUGCAAAGCAGAUUCGGGCAGAAAAGCCUUUAUUUUCAUCGAAUCCAGAGUUGGAUAAUCUGAUGAUUCAAGCCAUUCAAGUUUUACGAUUUCAUCUUCUGGAGCUGGAGAAGGUGCACGAGCUGUGUGAUAAUUUCUGUCACCGGUACAUCAGCUGCUUGAAAGGCAAGAUGCCCAUCGACUUGGUCAUAGACGACAGAGAGGGCGGGUCCAAAUCAGACAGCGAGGAAAUCACGAGAUCAUCGGUGGCCCUUGAUCAGACAUCCUGGAACAGAGAUCACGAUGACACGGCGUCCACACGCUCUGGAGGAACGCCGGGGCCGUCCAGCGGCGGGCACACAUCGCACAGCGGCGACAACAGCAGCGAACAGGGUGAUGGCCUGGACAACAGCGUGGCUUCGCCGAGCACAGGGGAUGACGAUGACCCGGAUAAAGAAAAGAAGCGCAACAAGAAGAGAGGGAUCUUCCCCAAGGUGGCCACCAACAUCAUGAGAGCGUGGCUCUUCCAGCACCUAACGCAUCCCUACCCGUCAGAAGAACAGAAGAAACAGCUGGCGCAAGACACAGGCCUCACCAUCCUACAAGUGAACAACUGGUUCAUUAACGCCAGGAGGAGAAUAGUCCAGCCCAUGAUCGACCAGUCAAACCGUGCAGUAAGUCAAGGAGCUCCCUACAAUCCAGAUGGCCAGCCGAUGGGGGGCUUCGUCAUGGACGGCCAGCAGCACAUGGGAAUCAGACCACCUGGACCGAUGGGUGGAAUGGGCAUGAACAUGGGCAUGGAAGGUCAGUGGCACUACAUGUAGCCCAGCCUCAGUCCGACCAAUCGCAACACAAAGGGGGAUAACUGCAGGGCAAACCAGGGGAUCACCUGUCUCGCAGAGGGCUACGGAGCUUGGGAACGGGACUCCUAGACUUCCGGGUGACAACGACCAACAGCAAACCCCUCUGUCCAGCACCAAGACCCAACGACAUUUUAUCCGACUGACAUCCGCAACAUGGAAGCCUUCCAUGACUGCCUACAAUCCUCGUCUAUGUAUCCAGCGACGGCGACGCGCAGAAGAUCAAACCUCGUCCAACCCAGAUGACCCUCUGUCCCGGCAGACCCCUGAUUCUUCGCCGGUGGGCACUAGACUUUGCCCCCUUGCCACUGCCCACUAGGUUCAUAUGGAUUCCUCCAUCAAAAGUGAUUGCGAUUGCGAGCAUAGAUGACACACGAGAGACACGCUGUGUCCUUUGCCUGUACCUUUGGCGAAUGCAGCACCUGGUGAUAUAUAUUAGAGACUUCCUGUGAAGAGCACUCCACUCUUUGGGACGAUGGAAUUGGACCGAGGAGAAGCCAAUGUCUGUAUCUGACAGGACACUAACAAAGCAAAAGAGGUGCCCUUUAAAAAUAUAGUGGAUUGAAACAUGGAAGGAGGGAAAGCAAGAGAAAAGAAAUUAAAAGUAUAACUAUAUCAACCCCUAGUUUGGGAAGCGAGUGGCGAAAGAAAAUAUACUGUAUACUGUUGUAAAAUUAUGCUGGACUCUCACAUGAACUGGGAAUUUAAGUAUUGUAAAUGCUAUUGUAUUGUUCUGCAUAUUAUGUUGUUUCUAAUAGAUUUUUUUAAAAAAAGGAUGUGAACUUUUUUCUCUUUUUUGCUGAUUUCUUUCCACACUAUGUGUGUGUCGUCUCUCCAUCAAAUUUGACCUCCUGCCCCCUCCCUCCAUUGGAUCAAAAUAAAUUUUUAAAAGUAAAAAAAAAAAAGGGAAUAAAC